AUGUCAUCCAGGUAUAAGGAUAAAGAUACAGGGACUACGGUAGUCGCUUUAAAUGCGAAAUGGAUAUCGUGGGUUCAUACUGCUACCGCGUACGCUGCGUUCUUGAGCGCCCUAACCGUUGGGAUUUACCUUCAUUACCAUAAGAUUGUUAAAAACGAAUUCUAUGGCUAUCCUCAAGAAUGGUUCCCUUCUGUUUCUGCCACGAUAGGCGAUCGAUACCCCGAGCGAUCUUUCUUUAUGGUCUUUAUUGCUUUGACUUCAGGUCCUAGAUUUGCGCUCGUCGCUCUAUGGUAUUUCCUUACCGCGAAGCCCGGAAAGGUCCUCCCCAAGUUCAUCGCUGGGGUGGGUAUUUUCAGGACUCUUACAUGCGGCGGUUGGACCUACGUGACCUCGACCGACGACCAUGAUUGGCACGACAUAUUCAUGAUUUCCUAUCUAGUAGCCACUAUUCCGUGGACCUUCGGCUGUAUCGCCUUGAGUCCGCCGAAUCCAAAGGCUAUCAAAUAUCGAAAGUAUCUCGCAACGGCCUUCUUUGGCGCCAUCCCUCCGAUGAUCUACUUCUUUAUUCAGCACAAAGUUCAUCGAGUAGCAGGAGCUUAUACUACUUAUUCCUUUUUCGAGUGGUCUCUUAUCCUUUUUGAUGUCGCAUUUGACGCCGUCACUGCGCUCGACUUUGAUACUUUUGAAAUUGUCGUGAGGGACGUAAAAGGUUUAAGCAAGGGGGCCAAUGUAUCAUUUCAACCGACCGCCGUUCUCGAGGAGGAAAAGAGAAAGAUUACCGCUGGCAUCUUUGACACUCAAUUCUCUUGGUCUGAAAUAUUCGACACUGUUGCCGAGGUCUAUCAUGGCUUCGUCUUCUGGUCAAUGCUCACAAGCCUGGGCAUAGUCAUAUGGUACUUUCCACUUUGGCACAUGGGUAUAUCUGGUUAUGAAGCGUUCGUGAUGUCUACAAUUUCGCCUUUAUUUCUUGGUAUCAAAUCAUUCCGCUCGCUUGUUACUCAGAACCUACGCGCUUGUCAUCUCCUGUCACUCGCCGGGCUUCUCGCCUGGAAGGUCCACGACCCAGCCUAUAGGCUUUUCACAGUCGGUUUUGGCGUUGCGAUGUCCUGUUUAGCAUGGGCAGCCACUUUGUAUUCUGAAUCUGUCCACCCGGUCCGUCUUGAGUCGAGGGUAUUAGCUUGGAUUGUCGGCCUAAUAAUGUCUUCCGCUGUCAAGUAUGCAUGGCAAACUAACAACCCAAUUUGGCCGAUUAUGCACGCAGCCAACGGUGGUUAUAACGUGACUGGAUUAUUACUAGCGGUGUUCGCGACACUCAGAUUUACCCGCAGAGCGCCUCUUAAUACCGGCGUUGCUGAGGACGACAAGCAGAAUGGCUCAUCCCUCCUGGCUGCCCUGGGUAUUGGCGGUCUCUUCUUUGGUUUACAUUCAUUGCUAUCCGAUACCAGCACCAUGAUUCUGUGGGUAUGGGACGGCUAUCCAGUCCGAGGUCCCCUUUCCGGCCCCCAUGGUUGGUUUACGGUAGUCGCAAUGACGGCCGGAUUGCUGACUGGAAUUCGCCUACCGAGACUCGUUAGCAGUUGGUCAGUUUAUGGUAUUGGAUGUAUCGGAGCUGCCGUUCUCACUCUCUACCCUGGAUGGUUCGGAUAUUUCGGUGGUCUAACCAUCGCCUUUUAUUUAACAGCUAUUGCUCCUCCUUUAAUCAUCGCAGCUUCUAAGAAAAGCCCCGCCACUACUUUUGGUCUUGGAUUUUUCCUAUACAAUUUGAUGGUUCUAUUCCACGUCUGGGUAGUAGCUUACGCUUUCGUACCUGGAGGACCCCUUGUUCGCGAACAUACGGAUUGGAUUAUGGCCACCAUGAUGUUGCUCGUUGGCGCUGGCAUAUUCAAUCUCACAUCUAUUCACUCGCGGCAACACGAAACAUACACACCGCCAUCUCAAUCGCGACAUCGCAAGUAUCAUUCUCUUGCGUUAAGUGUUAUAAACCUUUUCUUCAUUGCUGCUGCAUUCCGCCGAUUUCCGACCAACGAUUAUAAACCUUAUCAUGAAGACUCGAGAAUUCUUACUGCUGGAAUCUGGACUAUCCACUUCUCUCUAGACAAUGACAUGUGGUCUUCUGAGUACCGCAUGCGCGACUUAAUUAAAGAACUUGAAAUCGAUGUUGUCGGUCUGCUAGAGUCGGACUUACAACGCAUUAUAAUGGGAAACAGGGAUACCACACAAUUUCUCGCCGAAGACUUGGGUAUGUAUGUUGACUAUGGUCCUGGCCCGAACAAGCACACUUGGGGCGCUGCACUCUUAUCAAAGUUUCCUAUUAUGAAUUCUACGCAUCAUCUACUUCCGUCGCCUGUAGGCGAACUGGCACCUGCUAUACAUGCGACCCUUGACGUCUACGGUGAGUUGGUGGACGUCUUUGUGUUCCAUUCUGGGCAGGAAGAGGAUCCGGAAGACCGUCGCCUGCAAAGCGAAUAUCUUUCCAAACUUAUGGGUUCUUCACCACGACCGGCAAUUUUGCUCUCCUACCUAGUGACCAAACCCCUCCAAGGCAACUAUAACACAUAUGUCUCCGAUAUUUCAGGAAUGCACGAUGUAGAUCCUCGCGAUUGGGAUCGUUGGUGCGAAUACAUAUUAUAUAAACGCCUGCAAAGAAUAGGCUACGCGAGAGUUUCUCGAAGUACAAUCACCGAUACCGAGUUGCAAGUUGCGAAGUUUUUCGUCCCUAAGAGCGAGGCUGAAAAGGCGCAGAUUGCAACUUUAGAAACAAAUUCAGAGAAAAGAAACCGCAGGGUUAAAGAGCACGAGGUCCCUGAAGGAUGGAGAUUCCCAGCCCUGUUUAGGGGCGAAGGUAUUAGAGGCCACCGGUAUCAUGUUUUCAACGAGCCAUUGUAUUACAAGCCGUCAUGA
Daldinia caldariorum is the source of this 2901-nucleotide messenger RNA. RefSeq names its product Frag1/DRAM/Sfk1 family-domain-containing protein. The coding region runs from base 1 to 2901 and encodes 966 amino acids. NCBI's taxonomy places the organism in Eukaryota, Fungi, Ascomycota, Sordariomycetes, Xylariales, Hypoxylaceae. The record is from RefSeq and is a predicted model, not a curated record. The transcript has 4 exons. Gene Ontology annotation, cellular component: endoplasmic reticulum. Gene Ontology annotation, biological process: GPI anchor biosynthetic process; fungal-type cell wall organization.